Messenger RNA from Haliotis rufescens (red abalone), 5576 nucleotides. RefSeq names its product espin-like. The record is from RefSeq and is a predicted model, not a curated record. Lineage: Eukaryota; Metazoa; Mollusca; Gastropoda; Lepetellida; Haliotidae. The transcript has 12 exons. Gene Ontology annotation, biological process: actin filament bundle assembly. Bases 101 to 2863 code for a protein of 920 amino acids. Gene Ontology annotation, molecular function: actin filament binding. Gene Ontology annotation, cellular component: cytoplasm.
GCAGUCUACUCAAAACAUGACAGGUGUGAGAUGUUACUACUGUCCCGAGUCACGAAAAAGAUGAUAAAAAGAAAUCCUGAGUAAAUUUUACAGUUAAACAAUGGUUGCUAACAGAGCCCUAGAGGCGGCAAAAAGUGGUGACAUUGCCAUCCUACAGUCUCUGGCUGAGCCCGCGCGAGAGGCCGAUAAACACGGAGCAACAUGUUUACAUUAUGCUGCAAGGGGAGGGAACGUCAAAACAAUUGAAUUCCUUGUCAAGAAAAAAGGAUUUAAUGCGAUCAAGAGAAGUAACGUUGGAGCUACGCCCGCCCACGAUGCCGCAGCCACGGGGAAUUUAGCAGCUUUGAAAUGGAUACUUGAAAACACCGAGUGUAAAGUUGACGAUCAGGAUGGUACCGGGGCCACUGUUCUUCACCUGGGUACCCGGUAUGGUCACGCCCAUAUCGUCAGUUACCUCUUGGAUGAUACUAAUUGUGAUAUUAUGAAGAAGACGGCAACUGGCGCAAUGCCUCUACAUUUUGCCGUUGUUGGUGGGAACUUGGAUAUUGUCAAGAUGCUCGUCAAAGAAGCCCCAAGAUCCGUGAACCUGCAGAUGAACAAUGGCGUCACUGCGGUGUACCUCUCCUGCCAGUCCGGCCUGCUCGACAUACUCAAGUUUCUCGUGCUCACGGCUAAUGGCUCCCUCAAGAUCAGCUCCUUUGAUGGGAUGACCAUCCUCCACGCUGCUGCACAGAAUGGGCACCUCAGCUGCGUCCAGUGGCUGAUAGCUGAACAGAAGUGCAACCCUAACGAGCGGGACUUAGAUGGUGUGUCAGCUCUACACUUCGCUGCCUCUCGGAGCCACCAUCAAGUGGUGGAGUGGCUGUUGAAACAUGGAGGCCGGGUGACACUAGACAACCUCGGGGGGAGUCCGCUGCACAAUGCUGCUGAGAUGGGACACAAGCAGUGUAUUCAAGUUCUGCUGGACAAUGGAUGUGACCGCAACAUCACAGACAACAAGGGACUGACCGCUGCGGAGCUCGCUGACAAGUGCAACCAGCCCUACUGUGCCGCCCAGAUACGGGGGGAAGUCACACUCCAGCCCCAAUCAGCCCAGCCGCCGCCUGCUGUCCCCAGCACCAGUAACGGGGCCCCAGAAAGACGCCCUCAGCCCAGCGGUUUCCAAGGAUACCGACCAACCAGACCUGUGUCAGUUGCCUCGUCUUGCUCCGACUUCGGUUAUUACACGAGUCGAGAAGCUGCCCGCGGGGGCAGACAGAUCACUGUACACGCAGAGGUCCAUACUAACAAGAAACUGGACAAUAGUCGACGUUUAUCCAAGGAAACCGGAGAGCCUGAAUGUGUCCUUCAACCAGGUAAAAGGUCAUCAGCACACAGAUCACCUUCACCUUCGUCACUGCGACCUCCAUCACCACCAGUGUCGCCACCGUACAACGGUCGCAAUCGUGGGUCAGUGGUGAGCGAGUUGUCAUCCACUGCGUCGACCUUAAGUUCUCUCUCGGCGUCGGCGUCACGGGAGUUUGAGGAAUCGGACGCACAGGACGGAAGAGUGAAAGCUCCUUCACCUCAGAGAGUUCCAUUCUCGGCAGCGAGAGCUCGGUUCGAAGGUCGUCCACCCACGAAGUACGACACCGUUCGUAGCUGUGACAGCUGUGAGGAGUCAGGAGAGACGAUUCCGACACACAACAUAUCGUCCUGGCGAUAUUCUGAAUUGUAUGCUCGGGGAAGGAAUGUUGUGAUUGAAGAAAAGGAGCCCAGUGAUAACAUGGCGUCACCAAGGGAAGCCACUCAGAAUGGUGGCUCCAAGAAGACUGUGAUUCAGAUCCGAGGCAGUACCAUUCGUAUUGAUGAUGGCACAGGUUCACGUGAUAUUAAGACACACUCGAGACAAAAUGGCAAUGUUACAGGCUCUGCGCCUGUGAAGUCCAGCCAGCCCAAGCUCAUUAUGACCAUGACCCCAUCUCCGGCUGACCUCUCUGCCAAGUCGACCGCGACCUCCACAGUUAAUGGAUCGGCUGCAAACGGACAGAUGACAAAUGGCUCCAUAUCUCCCAGAAACUCAGUAGGUCAGUCUGUUGUGAAAACCCAGUCGUCAUCAAGUGUGUCCGAGAACAAGACUGUCACUACCAGUAACGGAGUAACAAAUGGAAGUGCAUCAGCAUCCAGGACGACAGUGACCAAUGGGAGCUCCAUGGUUAAACACAGUGCCCCCCAUCCUGGUCGUCCAGUUGGCUUCAGUCCGCUAGGAAGCAUCAUGAUGUCCGCCCUGCCCCCUAAGGUGACCCCACAUGCUUCAGAUGUGCCGGCAUCACAGCAGAACUCACCCCCUUCGCCACCACUACCUCCACCCCCACCACCAGUGGAGGACCGCACUCCGUCGCCUAGCAACACAAACAUAAAACCAUCCAGUUUGUCCGGGGGCGCCUUCCAGAACCAGAACGGCUUCGUGAAGUCUGCACCACCGCGCUUCGACCUGAUAGCAGAGCUGCAGUCAGGACCGGGGAAAUCAGGAUUGAAGACGUCCAAGGGUCCUAACCGGGGCGCCACCAUGGUGUUCUCCUUCGGCAACGGGAACAUGGCUGCAGCCCAGCCUCAACCUUCCCAACCCAAACAGGCCCCGGCCGGCAGGUUAGAUGGGGAGUUUGACCCCAAGAACUUCCUUGACCAGGUGCCGGAGAGGGAUUCCUCCGGUCAGCCAAUCCCCCAGUGGAAGAAGCAGAUGCUGGCCAAGGGCAUCGCAGAGAAGACUCAGAAGGAAGCUGAAGCAAGGCGGAAGGUUGAAGCGGAGGAAGCGAGAUUCCGGAAUGUGCCGGCCUGGAAGCGAGCUCUCAUAGAGAAGAAGGAGACAACUAGCAAAAACUGAUGCCCAAGCGAAAUAAUGAGGUGGUUCCGGCACCUGCCAAACCUGUGACUGUCAAUAACACAACAAGUGUGGACGAAGAUGGUCGACCUUUGACCUCCUGGCAGACACAGCUUCGGAAGAAGAAAGGCGUUGUCAAUUAGUUAAUUGUUGUUCAGCUGUUGGAAUACAGGCUGAUUCUGUAGUUUAUGGUUGGUCAGAUUGCUGUCUCGUCUGUCACAGCAUGGGUACUUUGUUAGAUCCUUCGGGCAUACCACAGCCUCACACACCACUCAACACGACAUACCACAGCCUCACACAGCACAACAGGACAUACCACAGCCUCACACACCACUCAACAGGACAUACCAUAGCCUCACACACCACUCAACAGGACAUACCACAGCCUCACACAGCACAACAGGACAUACCACAGCCUCACACACCACUUAACACGACAUACCACAGCCUCACACACCACUCAACACGACAUACCACAGCCUCACACACCACUCAACAGGACAUACCACAGCCUCACACAGCACAACACGACAUACCACAGCCUCACACACCACUCAACAGGACAUACCACAGCCUCACACAGCACAACAGGACAUACCACAGCCUCACACAGCACAACAGGACAUACCACAGCCUCACACACCACUUAACACGACAUACCACAGCCUCACACACCACUCAACACGACAUACCACAGCCUCACACAGCACAACAGGACAUACCACAGCCUCACACAGCACAACAGGACAUACCACAGCCUCACACAGCACAACAGGACAUACCACAGCCUCACACAGCACAACAGGACAUACCAUAGCCUCACACACCACUCAACAAGACAUAUCAAAAAGGGUCACACACCACUCAACAAGACAUAUCAAAAAGGGUCACACACCACUCAACAGGACAUACCACAGCCUCACACACAGCACAACACGACAUACCAUAGCCUCACACACCACUCAACAGGACAAACCAUAGCCUCACACACCACUCAACAGGUCAUACCAUAGCCUCACACAGCACAACACUACAUACCAUAGCCUCACACAGCACAACACUACAUACCAUAGCCUCACACAGCACAACACUACAUACCAUUGCCUUAUAAGAAGUAGCAUACAGAAGCAAAGUAAGAAAUACUAGAAGAUAUAUUUCCCAUAGGGAUGAUGUGUGACAAGACUUGAUGAAGAUGUGCUUAAACAUCAAGCAAGUCUGCUGUUAUGUUGCCAACUAUUUUCAGUGAUGGAAAUGAAGACAUUAGUUGAUCAUUGCCCAGACUACCAGACUACUUGAAGACAGUUCUUGCCGAUGUUUGGUUUGUCAGGUUGAUAAGCAUGAUAAUGCUCCCAGAACCAUCAUGAUAAUGGUAUAGGAACUGAAACUUUGACUAUCUGUCCAUAUUUAAUGGGUCUGUUAUGAUCUAUAUUUAGUUUAUCUGCCAGACUUAGUACUUGUAUGUAUGUCUGAUGAGAGGACGGUACUUUGUCUGGAGAUUUAGUCCUGGGAUGAAGAUGCAUAUCAAAAAGAGACCGUGUUAUUGUUGUCUGUUAUCACAUGUACAUAUCCCACGUAUCCCAGGUCACAUUUGUCCUAUCCACUGCUCAUGACAGGAAGCUGCUGCAAUAUGGAUGUGGAGUUUUGGGUGAAUAUCUAUACAUGCAUCGUCUAUGCCUAUUAUUCAGAGGAGCUCUAUCGGUGUAGAGUUCUGUAAGUGUAUUAUAUACAUACACAUUCACAAGCACACCAACACCAACACACACACUCUAUAUUCCUUGACUUCAGCUGUAAAUAUGCAAAUAUACUGUCCAUUGUGAUUAUUCAAUAUGUAAUUGAGUUGUGAUGUGAGAUAUAUUUUCAUUUGAUUGUUUUGUUUAAUAUCAGAAAUACGUAUUAAAAAUUUAACAGAUGUUGCAGAUGUUACAACGCUUUAAUACUUGAAGGAAUUAGCAUAAGAAUUGUACAGCAUUUUGGAAUACACUUUGCAAGUAAUUCGUCAUGAAUGAUGACACUAGUUGUACAUAUACUGUGAUGUUCAGGAUUAUUCCUAAGCCUUUGAUACUAAGGCCGUCUGCACAAAAUAAGUGACAUACUGGUUGGAUCUAAUGGCGCCAGAAUUAUAGGACCCAGUAUAGAUAGGGAUAAUGAACUAUAACAUUGUGACAAAACUCUGAAAAUAAAAAUGUAUUGAAAUGAGUAUUUAUUUUAACUUAAAAGGAGAUGUGUCAGCCACAUGUGAAUAACAAAUACUGGUAUGACAUCUCCAAGAGAUAAGUCACAUUCCUCAUUGAGAGUAUACAUAUCAAACGUUGAACAGUUUAUCUUUCUCCUGCAUUCCAUUCCUGUUUUCUUGGGUUGUCUUUUUAUUGUUUUUGUUCGAUCAUCUUUUAGCCGUGACUUGUUUAUUGGAUGUUGCUAGCCUUGAUCCUUGUGCUCCCUGUGGUGGACAGUGUGUUGUGCUGACAUCAUUCCGUCACCUGCUGGAUUAUUGUGAUCAUUCCGUCAACGACAUGAACUACAUUCCAACGGCAACAUCGCACUGUGUCACAUUGUCUUAAACGAUAGGUCCAGAGAUGCCAACACUACGAUGAUGCAAUUAGGAAUAUGUUGAUAAUUGGGUCUUUAUUAGUCAUUUACACAAAUUAGUGGUCAUUAUGAUGAUGACUAUCUUUUGCAUUGCAUUAUCACCAGAAGUUUUUUACAGUGUUUCUUAUCA